AUGACGCCGCCGCCGCCGCCGCCUCAGCCGCCUACAGCCUUCGCGGGAGCCCAGACGCCGCCAAGGCCGCCAAGGCCUCCUGGGGCCCGGCCGCCGCCUCCUGCCCCGCGGCGCCUCCGGCCCUCAUUGCCGCCGCCAAGGCCGCCCAGGCCGCCCGGGGCUCCGGCUCCGCCGCCUCAGCCCAGGCCGCCGGCCCCGCCGCCGACGCCGCCAUCACUCGGGGCCGCGGCUCCCGCCCCGCCGCGCCCGGCCCUCCAAUCCGCGUCUUCCGCGGGGCUGGCGGCCAACCGGCGCCCGCGCCUCCGUCCGGCGGGGACCAAUCGGCGGCCGGCUUCUCCCAUAACAACAGCAGACAAAGAGGCCAGGGGCCCGCCCUCCGCGGCGAAGGAAGGGGCCUCCAGCCAACGAGCGGAGACCGCCUUCGUAACUGGCAGCGGCGCUGGCCAAAGGCAGCGCGAGAGGUCGGCCGAAGCUCUGAUGGACAGCAGGGCCCGACCAAGGGGCGGCGCAGCUUUGCGGAAACAACCCCUCGUCAUGCCCACCUCCGGGGCGUUCUCGGCCAAUGGGAUGCGGAGGGGGAGGCGCGUGUUGAGGGAGCCGGCCAAUGGGAAGCGGCGACUCUCGCCUCCCGGGGGAGCGCGUGAAGCUGCGAAAGGAGCGUUUCGGCGCCUGCGCAGAGAGGGGAGGGGGGGGGAGCUGUUCUCUCGUCUGGGGGAGAAGUCUCGCGAGAGGGUACGCUGGGCCUGGAGCCGGAAGUGGAGCCUCCCUCGAGUAGAAGGAAUGGUCGCGGGGAGGUUCGCUUGA
Messenger RNA from Podarcis raffonei (Aeolian wall lizard), 804 nucleotides. Its product is annotated as translation initiation factor IF-2-like. The transcript has a single exon. NCBI's taxonomy places the organism in Eukaryota, Metazoa, Chordata, Lepidosauria, Squamata, Lacertidae. The record is from RefSeq and is a predicted model, not a curated record. Bases 1 to 804 code for a protein of 267 amino acids.